CUUCAGUUCAGGGUYAAAGGACAGGUGUGUUUCUCUCCUGCGUUGUUCACUUUGAGGACAGAAAAUGUUGCACUUCCUGUUGCUGUUCAGUCGGCAGGGGAAGCUGCGGCUGCAGAAAUGGUUCACGCCAUUAUCAGAGCGGGAAAAGAAAAAGGUGAUCCGGGACAUGAUGAUGUUAGUGCUGCCUCGGGCCCCGCGAACCUGCAACUUCCUUCACUGGAAGGACCUCAAGAUCGUUUACAAGAGGUAUGCCAGUCUGUAUUUCUGUGCUGGUGUGGACAGCCAGGAUAAUGAACUGCUCAUUCUUGAAGUUCUGCACAGAUAUGUUGAGCUGCUGGAUAAAUACUUCGGCAAUGUGUGUGAGCUGGACAUCAUUUUUAACUUUGAGAAGGCCUACUUCAUCCUGGAUGAGUUCCUGAUGGGUGGAGAAGUUUUAGAAACGUCCAGGUUUGCUGUGGGUGGGUCUAUGGAGGAGGCCGACACACUGCAGGAGGUAAAGUUCACACCACUUCUUCAACUUUUCCACAUGUUCUCUAGUAUUUUACUGGAAACGUACGUGAUGGACAAACACAAAGCAGCAGCAUCAGGGCCGGCCCUAGCCAAUWUGGCCCCCURKUUGGAUGGUGCCCUUAGCAUUUGCCUUUACCGGCCCUAUGCUGUGGGGAGGCUUUUCUUCAGCAGGGACAGUGAAGCUGGUCAGAAAUGA
Molecule: messenger RNA, 706 nt
Organism: Austrofundulus limnaeus
Lineage: Eukaryota; Metazoa; Chordata; Actinopteri; Cyprinodontiformes; Rivulidae
Product: AP-1 complex subunit sigma-2
Exons: 5
Coding region: 65-706 (213 amino acids)
Biological process (GO): intracellular protein transport; vesicle-mediated transport
Cellular component (GO): membrane coat; AP-1 adaptor complex
Molecular function (GO): clathrin-cargo adaptor activity
Source: RefSeq, a predicted model, not a curated record